Prunus armeniaca (apricot) is the source of this 297-nucleotide messenger RNA. The record is from the annotation of a GenBank genome assembly. NCBI's taxonomy places the organism in Eukaryota, Viridiplantae, Streptophyta, Magnoliopsida, Rosales, Rosaceae.
AUGAAUAUUAUGUUAAGGAGGAAAUCGGUGAAUCGUCCGCCGACGCCGGAUGUUAUGGAGAAUCAAGGAAAAGAGCCCACUUUUCAAGAGCUUAUCAACAUCGAGUUGAUUGAGAGCGGUGAAAAAGAGAGAUUAAUGGAGCUUCUGAGGGAAAGGCUAAUAGAAUGUGGGUGGAAGGAUGAAAUGAAAGCUCUUUGCAGGGCGUUUAUAAAGAAAAAAGGGAGGAACAAUGUUACUGUGGAUGACCUUGUACAUGUAAUCACCCCAAAGGGCAGAGGGACAGCAAAACCCCUCUAG